Chelonoidis abingdonii (Abingdon island giant tortoise) is the source of this 3788-nucleotide messenger RNA. The record is from RefSeq and is a predicted model, not a curated record. NCBI's taxonomy places the organism in Eukaryota, Metazoa, Chordata, Testudines, Testudinidae.
UUACAGAUCCAGAUUAACAUGGCUACCCCUCUGAUACAUUAAUAGGCUAGUUUUUCCUUUUUACGUCUUAGACCUUUGCUGAUUACUCCCUGGAGUCUCAAAAUCAGAUAAUGAUUCAAUAAGUUUUUUUCAAGAAUAUUGUAGACAGUUGCCAUAUCUGUCACAACAGCGUUACAGGCAUUAAAUCUGAACAAUGGCUUAGAAAUAUAGUUUUAAAAAAAUACUACUUAAGGCCACUAAACUGGCCUCAGUCCUUUGUUGUAUGGGUUUUUAAUUUUUCAUAAGUCUUCAAAGUCUGAAUCAAAACUAGAAUAGCUGUGCUAGCUUGUUUAACUGCCUCACUGCUGCUAGACCACAUGUACUCUGACAGCAGAUUCUUUUUUUUUAUUAUUGAACAUCCAUUAAGAUGAAUUGAGCAUCAAGUCUUGCCAAGGGCAUCCAGUCACAUUAGAUAAAUGCACUUGGUGCAUGUUUCUGACACUUCUUUCAGCAUUAAAAUGGUCACCAUUUUCAGUGCUUCUGUACUAGGACUUUUCACCAAGUUUAGUGUGCAUUAAGAAACUGUGACUGCUAAUCAUGAGUCAUCCUUGCUAGCAUCCUAGUGUGUCUCAUGGUUGUAUUCCUGUGAUCAGGCUGUAACAAUGUCAUUCUGCUAUAUAGCUGGAACUCUCUAAACCAUGUAUGCACAACAUGAUCUUCAGCCAUUUCAGAAAUCUGAGUAGUAGGCCAUGCAUUCUCUCUCAGGCUGCUGGUGCUUCUGAUUGUGAGAAUUUUCCCAAAAUGCAAUGAAAUAAAACAUGAUUAGUGUCAUGACAAGUAUGGACAUGCCCAUGUUUUGUCUUGAAAAAGUUGAAACUGGAUCACAUGAACCAUAUUAUAUAAUGAAUUUCUGCUUUCCAUCUCUUUUUCCUGUACAUGAAAAAUUGCAAAAACUAUUACAAUGCUCCAACACAUUAAUUUCGAUCCCGUUGUUCCAUUUGAACAGGCUACUAACCACGAAGAAUUUCACAGAUCAUUCUGAUUUUUUUUAAAGAAGAGUUCAUUUUGGGAAUCAUGAACAUCAAUGACUUUGUAAUACUGCCAGGUUCAAAAACUGGAACUUCUGUAAAAUUAAAUGCGAAAAAUGUACAAGAGCUGAAAUUGGAGAAGGUACAGUUAGAACUAGAAAACAAGGAGAUGGAGAAGAAACUACAGCAACUACAAUCUAAUAUGAACAGAGAAAAAGAAGAGAGGAGGGAACGAUCAAGUGGAUAUCGCUGGCAAUCUGGACAGGCAGGACCAUUGGGCAUUCAACCUCAAGUAUGGUCACAAAAUAAAGAAAAUGUUGUUAAGGUUUCUUCAGGAAAAGUGAAGUUGAAGAUCCUCAAAGAACAGUGUCAUGAGCCAAUGAAACAGCCAUUUAUACAUAAAAUGGCAAAUGUUGCAAUCCCUGGAGAACUUAAAAUUAAGCGGAAGGCAUGUGGACAGUGUGAGACCAAAAAUGCUUUACUGGUAUGCUUAGAAUGUGGGGAAGAUUACUGUGGUAGUUGCUUUGCAAGAGUCCACCAGAAGGGGGCGCUGAAGCUCCAUAGAAUGAUUCCUUUACAGGCAAAAACUGAUGUACCAGUUGGAAAAUUAGAAGCUACCCAUCAGUUCAUGAAAGACUUCAAUCCUGAUGAAUCCAAAAAGAAUCAUGAGCAGAAGAAAGCAAAUAGUAAGAAUCAACGCAUGUCAGACAUUUCUUCAUCUCUGCUAACAUCAAUAGGCAAUGCUGAGGAAGUUUCCACAGUACCAGCAGAGGCAGUUUUUGAGAAUCAGAAUGGUGGUUUAUUACUGUAUGGUACUUUUGAUGAGGAAGAAUCUGCAGAGUCCUUUCAAGAAGCUUUAACUCAAUGGAGAAAUGGAAAUAAUGAACACAAAAAGGAACAGAACUGUGAUGAGGCUCAACAAGAAUCCAUGGGAGUUUGUGAGGUACAGACCCAUCUCACAAUUUUGAGAAAACCUGUUAAAAUUGAAUUCAGAGAAGAAAGCCUGAACUAUAUGGAGAAACUGUGGCUUAAGAAGCAUAGAAGAAUGCAAGUUGAUCAGAUAUCUGGUAUUCAAGCAGAUGAAUUCAGACCCAAGCAUGAAUUGAUGAAUGAACCUGAUGAUGCUCUGAGCGGAGGAGGAGGAGUUGAUGAUGAUGAUGAUGAUGAUGAUUUAAUAGUUGAAGAUAUGAAAAAGUAUUGGACAGCUCUCUUUAGAGCAGAAGAGUCUGACACAGUUCCUGGGAACCUUGAGUCUGCUUUGAAAAUUGAGGUACUCAGUGAUUCUUAUGAAGAGGAUCUAGAUGAAUCAUGUAACUCUGUAGUGAUGGAAGUUGGAUCCACUAAACUGAGUAAUGAGCAAAGUGAUUCAGUACCUGAAAAUCAGAAGGAUACAGUAUCAGACUUUUUACCAGAAUCAGCUGCUGAUAUAACUAGCAAGACAUCUCUUAAUUCUGCUUCUACAUCUGACAAAAGAGACCUUUUCAUUCCUCAUGAUAGAAGCACAGUUCCCGUUAAAGAAAUUUCUAAAGUUUCAUCUGCAAGAACAUCUACAGUGAAUCAUGAAAGAAUGUAUACUGAUUGCAUCCAUUCCAGCACAGAAGAAACAGUUCUCGGCAGUCCUCAUGAAAGUGCUGUAACCGAAAAAGAAAGCAUUAAAACAAAGACUUCUAGAAGAUCCCUUAGUGCUUGUAUGUUACCCGAGAAGACUUUCGACUUUCCUAAAUUAGGCAGCAAUGAACCUUCCCUCAUGAUAAGAUCAUUGAAAAACAGUAAAGAUUCACUGGAAUUUAACAGUUUCCACACGAGCAAGAGUUUGAUUUUACCUGUAACUACAGAAGCUUCAGUGUUGUUACAGGAAGUAGCCUUAAGAGAAAAACCUACUUUGACACAAUAUCAAGGACUUGAGGGAUUCUUUAUUUUGCAUGCAAAUUCUAAGCAAGUAACACUUGAUUCAAUUCCUUCACCUUUCUCAGAUUGCAGCUCUACAAACAGUACUUCAGUUUCAGGAAAGGGACAUUGGUUCAGAGACACUAGUUUAAGUGAAUAUGUUGAUGAUUCUGUAGUACAGGAUGUCUUGCAAAGUGAACUGAGCAGGUCUUCAAGUAGUCUUCAGGCUGGAGUUUCGCCAUGGACAUUAAUGCGCAAGUCACCCACUGAUAAUAGUUUACAAAGACCUUUGUCAGCAAUUAUACCAUCCUCUAAAUCUGUGAAGUCUGAUCGUAUCUGCUGUACACUCUCUCAGACAAGACCAAGAAAUUUAACUGCUCAGCCCUUAUCUAGGGCUGCUACUGAAAUUUCAAAAAAUGAAUGCAUUGAUGUAACAGAACAAGAUGACCCUCUCUUAGAAUAUACUGCAGAUCAACAAGCCUUAGCUGGCUUGGAAAAUGAACUAAAAAGUCAUACAGAUCCUCAGGAAAAACUUUACAGCUUUACCUCUGAAGACUUAUCAGCCUUCAGCAGACAUUCAAAGAAGAUAAGUGAAAAUAUUACAGAUUUCCAUAAUAACCUAGAAAUAAAAUACCACAGUAGAGUUGAUAUUUUUAGAGACUCUGAUGAAAGCCAUACAGAUGAGGAGGAAGAGAUUCUGAGGGACAAGCAGGAAGUUAUGGCACUACGUUGACCAACCAAAAAAACAAAACUUGCUAAUAAUUAUUUUUCUUUGCAUUGCAUAAAAAAAGCAGCCUGUUAUAAGGCAGUUCUCAGGUGCUGAAGAUGUUAACUGCUGAAGAAUGUUGUUGCAAGUCUAUCCUACCAAUAAAACAUGUCUAAAAUUAAAAAUCA